This is a messenger RNA of Phialemonium atrogriseum, 1307 nucleotides long. Its product is annotated as ubiquitin-related domain-containing protein. Lineage: Eukaryota; Fungi; Ascomycota; Sordariomycetes; Cephalothecales; Cephalothecaceae. The transcript has 2 exons. The record is from RefSeq and is a predicted model, not a curated record. The coding region runs from base 304 to 1050 and encodes 248 amino acids.
GCCACGAGAUCACGAAUCCCUCUUCCCCGACUCUCCGCUGCACUGCCGUCUGGUAGGGCAGUCAGCACCCAGUCAAGGAGGGCACAGCCAGCAUCUCCAAGGAGAGCUGUCACUCCCAACCGGUCGUUUCUAGCGGCACGCAGUCGCAGGUACACCUUGCCACCCCGCCGUCGCACACAAUUCCCCAUCGUCCUCGAUUCCCCGUCGAAAACACCGGCAUCGGUCGUGAAGCCAGUCCUUAGACACCGGACGACGAAUCUGCUUGAUCUCUACCUCUCUUCAUACCAGACAAAUCCAGCAAAGAUGGCCGAGCCCGAGUCGCAAAUAGCGGCCAAUCCCACAACCGAGGAACAGUCAUUACAACAACCGAGUGAUGCAGUACGGAUGAGCGAAGUGUCGAAGGAGGAGGAGGAAGCGCAGACUCAGACCAAGAGCGACUCGUCGGUACCGCCCCCAGCCGCGGAUGUUAUCCAGCCAGAACCCCCAGCAGAAUCACAGACGGCGACUGCUACUACCGGUUCCACAGCGCAGCCAUCAAAAGGGAAAGGGAAGGACGAGCCACCGGUGGAAGACGAUCUAAAGAUAGGGCCUACUGACCCCCUACCCGAUGCGUCGGAAGGCACCCUGGAUCACCCAAUUUGCAACAUCACUCUCCUACUCCCCAAUGGUGCGAGACAUCCGUACAAGAUCGACGAGAAGUAUCUGACGAAGCGCAACGUGGAUGUGCCGGAUGUGACCGAGACCGGCAAGAGGGACCCGUUCAGCAUUUCGGUCUAUACCCUGAAAGAGCUGAUACUAAGGGAAUGGCGUGAGGAGUGGGAAGGCAAGCCAGCAAGCCCGAGUAGCAUUCGGCUCAUCCAUUUCGGCAAGUUGUUGGAUGACAAGGAACAGUUGAAGAAGUAUCACUUUAGUGCAGACACUCCAAACGUGGUCCACAUGUCUGUUCGCCCGGCCGAGAUGAUGGAGGAGGAGGAGGCCGCGAAGGGCAAGGGCAGCGGCCACCACGGACAGAAUCGUGAUAACGGUUCAAGGUGCUGUGUUAUCUUAUAGUUGACCAAUCUCUUCUAUACUCUGGCGUGCUGUUGUCCGCCGGCGUUGCAGAGGAUGCCAUAUACCUAGCCCGGUUGAGCGGGCAUUGAAACGGCCAUAUUAUUUGGUUGAGCAGAGCACAGUCGGAUGCUUCGUCCCAAAGAUGACCAUCUGUAUUGGGAAUGAGCCUCUACAGCCAAUUUGCUCUACACCCGAGUUGUUUUCUUUUGUGUCUAUUCCAUACAAGACAGGGCGCCAGCGGGUUAUCGGCGUUUCAA